Messenger RNA from Porites lobata, 2048 nucleotides. The record is from the annotation of a GenBank genome assembly. NCBI's taxonomy places the organism in Eukaryota, Metazoa, Cnidaria, Anthozoa, Scleractinia, Poritidae.
AUGCAGCAACGAGAGGAAAAUUCACAAAGGCAGUUGAGAGAGAUGCAGCAACGAGAAGAAAAUUCACAAAGGCAUUUGAGAGAGAUACAGCAACGAGAAGAAAAUUCACAGAGGCAGUUGAGAGACUGUGACUGGAUCAUUGCUCACCACGAAAUUCAGAUGACAGACAAAUGCCUUGGGAGGGGAGGUUGGGGAAGUGUCUAUGAAGGAGUAUAUUGUGGGUGCGCUGUAGCAGUGAAACAAAUCCAUGAUUUGAUUCUUUCUCCACAUAACAUACGCCUCUUUAAUAGAGAAAUGGAGAUUGCUUCAAAGUGUCAUCACCCUCAUUUACUACAGUUUAUCGGGGCCACAAAUGACGAAGAAAGCCCUCUGUUUGUAACAGAGCUCAUGGAAAACAAUUUGAGGACUCUGUUGGAGCAGCGGCAACUAUCUGAAAGGGAAAUACGAGCCAUUUCUCUGGACGUAGCUCGUGGACUUAACGAUCUGCAUCAUAAAAAACCAGUACCCAUCAUUCACCGGGAUAUCAGCAGUGCUAAUGUGUUGCUAUGGCGACAGGGUGACCAAUGGAGAGGCAAAGUGCCAGAUUAUGGCACUGCUAAUUUCAUGCAACAGAGCAUGACAGUGGCUCCUGGAGCUAUGAUUUACAGCGCACCUGAAGCGCUUACACCACAGCAAACAGUCAAGGUUAGUUCUCAUUGAAAAAAUAAAGGAUUCAAGGCUGUCUAAGUAACACCUUGCAAACACCAGGGCCGGAUUGUUAAACGCUGAGUUAAGCGGAUAACCGAGGUUAGCGCGAAAUUUGAAUUCAGAUCAUGAUGAAAGCUUAAAAAGUAAAUUCAGUUUAAUUCUUUCUGUCAACAAGUUGAUGAUUGGAGUCAUUAAAAAUAACAGAGAAAAUUAUCCGAGAAUGCUUUCGAACCAAAGAACAAGAAACCUGGAUUAAAUUUAACCAUGGGUUAAGCGCUAAUCGUUCUUCGAACAACUGGGCCCAGGUGGGGUCGUAAUCACCCAAAGGUCGGUGAUCUUUAUUGGCCUGGUUAUAAUGUAAACUACUUUAUACCUGAUGCAUGCAAAAGAGCACUAAUGAUAGCUAUUCAGCUAUUCUUCCUUCAAAAAAUUAUUGAUGUCUGAAACUUUUGUUGAGUGCAUAAAGUAGCAACUGGCCAGUACUGAAAAUAAAACUGGCAUGCUAAUACAUACAACGUGCUAGAACACUCGUCAAAGACUUUUAAGGACGAAUGAUUUCUGGCGAAAUAGCCGUAGGCAGUUACAGUUUUAUACAAUGGAGAAAAAUCACUUCUGUUAGUUCUUUAAGGUACUUUUAUUAUAUAUUACAGUACUAGUCAAUAUGGAUCGAAAUUGCUUCAACAGGUGAGAUCUCUUCCCUUUCAUAUACAUGAAGCCUGAAAACGCCGGCGGUAUGCCUUUCGGGGGUGGGGGUACUCUCCCUAUAAGCCAUUAUAGGAAGUACCAACCCCCCCUCCCCCGCCCCACGUCUGUAAGUUAAAGUCGUGAUGCCAUCAAGCGGUUGUUUUUAUGUGGUUGAAUAACAUUUUUGCGGCCAAGCCUGCUUUGUUUUUGUUUGUUUGUUUUUCCAUGGAAAACGUAACCCUCUGUCGAAACGAGUAAACAAGCGCGGCUCGACACGGCGAACGAGCAUCAAAACUUAAUGAUUAAGAAUACCGACAUGAACUUGACCCAGCAGCUUUUCUCGUCCGUGUGUAACCAGGCAAAAAAUAUUUAUUCUGGCUUAAUUUACGUAGUAGCAGAGAAUUCAAACACCCAUAGAACUGUAUAUUACAUGUAAUUUUCAUAUCAUUUUCUUUUGACACCCGAUUGAUGUUUACAGCUUUGGUGUUCUUCUAUGUGAAAUGUGCAUCCGGGAACUUCCAGAUCCUGGUAGGCGUGAAGUACAAGUCUUGCUUGUGACGAACACUGAGUUUAGGGACCUGGUACGGAGAUGCCUUCAGAAGACUCCGAGCAUGAGGCCAACAAUGCAAGAGACUAUCGACAACGAGAAAAAGUUCAACUUUCCAUCUUAUAAUUAG